Silurus meridionalis is the source of this 6221-nucleotide messenger RNA. It is a transcript of the gene sorcs3a, whose product is annotated as sortilin related VPS10 domain containing receptor 3. Gene Ontology annotation, cellular component: membrane. Gene Ontology annotation, molecular function: protein binding. NCBI's taxonomy places the organism in Eukaryota, Metazoa, Chordata, Actinopteri, Siluriformes, Siluridae. The transcript has 27 exons. The record is from RefSeq and is a predicted model, not a curated record. The coding region runs from base 195 to 3845 and encodes 1216 amino acids.
CUCUUUCUCUCUCUCCUGGCCAGUGUACAGCUCCUCCCCUCUAUGCUGCCUUUUACUUCAUCAGAUAGCUGAACGUGAACAGUUUAGCUGAAGAGCACUUGCUUAAAAAACCAGGAGGGAGCGCGCGCUCAGCAUCCACCCUAUAAACGGACCCCAAGCGAGGACAAUUCGGUGUCCCCAGCUCUGGUUUGACCAUGGACCCGUUAUCUGGCAUGCACUUGACUCUGUGCACUUGGCUUGUUUGUUCGUUGUAUUUCGGUGCCAUCGCCAGAGCGGAGGUCACUUGCGCCUCAUGCCCGUUACCGGCGCUCGUAAAAACCGGGGACAUCCAGAACAACGCACGCGCUCCAGCCAUCGCUCUGAGCCGGGCCGGGGAAUCGCUGGUCAGUUUCUUCUCGCGCGUAAGUCUUCAACCAGUGCGGGAUGGAGUUCACGAGUUGGGGAAAGAGGCGAGCGCGCAAAAAGUGGAAGCGGAGUGGAGCGCACUGGGAACCGAGCGAAGCGCACUGGGACACCGGGAACCCGAGGAAGUGUUUGGCGCAGCGGGCGCAGGAGGCGCGUUGCCGAGGGGCAAGAGGAACGUGGAGGCGCGACCGGAGGAAUUCGGCGCGAGCGCGCGCACCGGAGACUCCGCCGAGUCUUUGGACGCGCUGAUGUUCGUGGAUGGACAGAAGCUGCGACGCAACCGCGACGACGCGAAAGUCGCCACUUCCAGAGCGGAGGAGCCCAAAGUAAUCAGCAGCACCUUUGCCCUGGCUGGAGACUCCGCUCACAACCACGCUGUCGUCUACUGGACCGGACAAAACAGCAGCGUGAUCCUGAUCCUGACCAAGCUUUAUGACUUUCACUUGGGCAGCGUCACUGAAAGCUCCCUAUGGAGAUCAACAGAUUAUGGCACCACCUAUGAGAGACUGAACGAUAAAGUGGGAGUGAAGACAGUCCUGAGUUAUUUGUACGUCUGUCCCACCAACCAGAGGAAGGUUAUGGUGUUGACGGACCCGGAGUUCGAAAGCAGCAUCCUCAUCAGCUCUGACGAAGGGGCCAGCUACCAAAAAUAUCGUCUCAGUUUUUACGUCUUGAGUCUGCUUUUUCACCCUUCACAAGAAGACUGGGCUCUGGCCUAUAGCCAUGACCAGAAGCUGUACAGCUCGUUUGACUUUGGACGAAAGUGGCAUCUCGUUCACGAGCGAGUAACCCCCAACCGCUUCUACUGGUCUGUAAGUGGCCUGGAUAAGGAAGCUGAUCUGGUGCACAUGGAGGCGUACACCUCUGAUGGACAGUGUCAGUACAUGACGUGCCGGGCUCAGGCUUGCUAUGAAUCAAGCAGGACAUUCCCAUUCCCUGGCUACAUCGAGCCGAACUCGCUGGUGGUUCAGGAUGAAUACAUCGUCAUUCAGGUUACCAUGUCUGGGAGAGCCUCUUAUUAUGUAUCUUACCAAAGGGGACCAUUCGUGCGCAUCAAAAUACCUAAAUACUCCCUUCCAAAAGACAUGCACAUCCUGAGCACAGAUCAAGGUCAGGUUUUUGCCGCUGUGCAAGAGUGGAACCAGAACGACACGUACAAUCUGUACAUCUCGGAUCCGAAUGGUGUUUACUUUACUCUGGCUUUGGAAAAUGUCAAGACCACCCGAGGUCUUGGGGGCAACAGUAUGAUAGACCUGUAUGAGGUGGCAGGAAUCAAAGGCAUGCUGAUUGCUAAUCGAAAAGUAGAGAACCAGGUGAAGACGUAUAUCACUUACAACAAGGGCCGGGACUGGAGGUUGCUGCAGGCGCCUACUACGGACUUGGAAGGAAACGAGAUUUACUGUGUGCAGCCAUUUUGUUCGCUACACCUUCAGCUACAGAUGUCAGAAAACCCUUACGUCUCUGGAAGUAUUACUACCAAGAACUCGGUUCCAGGAGUGAUCCUCGCUAUAGGCAAUAUGGGCUCUGAGCUCUCUUACAAUAAUGUCGGAAUGUUCAUAUCAUCAGAUGCUGGCAAUACCUGGAGACAGGUAUUUGAUGAGGAGCACAAUGUUUGGUUUUUGGAUAAAGCCGGAGCUCUACUUGCAGUCAAACAGCCCACAGUUCCCACAAGGCACUUCUGGAUCAGCUUUGAUGAAGGAAGACAGUGGACACAUCAUAUUUUCUCAGCCAUGCCUCUGUUUGUGGACGGUGUUCUGGUCGAGCCAGGAAUGGAAAAUCAGAUACUUACGUUUUUCGGACACUUCAGUGAUCGCUCUGAGUGGCAGCUGAUCAAAAUCGACUACAAGUCCCUGUUUACCAAGCGCUGUGCUGAAGGAGACUACCAAACAUGGCAUUUGCACAAUCAGGGUGAGCCAUGUGUAAUGGGCCAAAAACAGAUCUUUAUCAAGCGCCGCCCGGGAAACUACUGCAUGAUGGGAAAGGAGACGAGGAUCCUAUCGGCUGAGCCUUGCAUUUGUAGAGCGCAUGAUUUUGAAUGUGAUUAUGGCUAUGAGCGAAGAGUAGAUGGUAACUGUCUGCCUGCAUUCUGGUACAAUCCCUUCACCAUAUCACGGAGCUGCAGUCAGGGCCAGAACUACUUUAACAGCACAGGUUAUCGCAAAGUAGCAGCGAACAACUGCACCAAAGGAGUUAAAGACAUGUACACAGCCAGGAAACAGCAGUGUCCCAAUCGACCCCCUCGAGGACUGCACCUGGCAACCCAUGACAACACCCUCAAAGCAAAUAUGGGCACCAAUGUCACCUUUAUAGUACAACUGGAAGAGGGAGACUCGAUGAGGACAAAUAUCCAAUUAGAUUUUGGGGAUGGGACGGCUGUGUCCUAUUCUAACCUCAGCUGGACAGAGGAGGGGAUCAGACAUGUGUACCGCAGCACAGGAAUCUUCCGGGUCACUGCUAUUGCCGAGAACAGCCUGGGAUCUGACUCUAACUCUCUGUACCUGCAUGUGACUUCUCCUGUGGAACAUGCCCAGUUGUUGGCACCAUUUGUGGUCAUUAAGAACAAGGAAGUGAACUUGACUGCAAUGGUCUGGCCGGCUCACUCUCGAACUCUCACCUACUUCUGGUGGCUGGGGAAUAACACAGAGCCAAUAAUCACUCUAGAGGGCAGUAUAUCCUACGUGUUUCCAUUAGAGGGGAUGUACACAGUAACGGUGCAGGUCUCGUCAUCCAACACGAUUCUUCAAGACACCAAACAAAUAGUUGUGCAAGAAUUCUUUAAAUCCCUGCUUUUAUCUUUCUCUCCGAACCUGGACGAGGCCAACCCUGACAUCCCGGAGUGGAGGCAAGAUGUAGGCAGGAUAAUUAAAAAGGCUGUGCUCCAACUAGCAGAUAUUCCUGCUGAGCAACUGCUAGUGGCUGUUUUCCCUGGACUACCGACAGCUGCAGAGCUUUUCCUGCUUCCCAGCAAGAACCAGUCUGACAACAGGAAAGGGACUGAGGAGGAUCUGGAGCAGAUCUCAGAAAUCCUUGCCAAUGCAUUGAACCAGAAUUUGGUGGAAUUCGAGCUGAAACCAGGAUCUGGAGUUAUUGUUUACAUCACACAGCUAACAUUAGCUCCGCUUGUCGACUCAAUCCCUAGACACAGCAGUUCUGCCAUGCUCAUGCUUCUCUCUGUGGUGUUCUUGGGUUUAGCCGUCUUCCUCAUUUACAAGUUUAAAAGAAAGAUUCCCUGGAUUAAUAUAUACGCUGAGGUGAACCAGGAGAAAGAGCAGGAGAUGAUCGGCACGGUGGGUCAGAAUGACACGACACCCAAAAUUAAGCUCAGCGAGUUCUCUAGCCCCAAAGAGCUCAUGGAGAAAGAUUUGGAAGUCCGUGUUAAACGUGGAAUGAUCAAUGCCUGUGAAAGCACAAGAGAAAUCCCCAACUGUACGAGUGUCUGAAUGAAACAAGACCAGUCAGAAGUGCAGUGUAAUCAAGUGUACAGAAGUGUUGCCAUUUUGAAAGUUCUCUAUGUUCUUCAUUUUGUAAUUUCAGAAACAGUCAUUGUUAAUAGUUUUCUAAGGACCUUGUUUAUACAGAUUUGCAUGGACGUCUUGUUUGAUAAGAUCUAUGCCGAAAAAUCGAAACGCUUAAUGAGACCUUUUUGAUGAAGAUUAAAAACAUUGCUUGUUUUGGAGAGAAAAUGGAGGCACAGACGCAAGUUCUGGGCAAACUUUAGUCUUUUGUCCUUCUUGACCACAUAAGAGAAUCUUUAACUUUCAAUGUAUUGAUGGCAAAACACACACUUCAUUGGAGUUUCAUUAUGUUAAUGACAUCUGUUCCAGAAUCAGAAUGUACAAAGUAUAGCUGCAACGCGAUAGCUGUAUUUUUUUUCUUUUAACAUUUUUGUUCAUCAUUGCAUACAUUAGUCAUUUUAUAGAAUGAAAAUCCAGGUAAAAAAUAUUUAGUUCAUCAAAAGAUGUCUAGAGCAUUCAUCUGUUUAGUGCUAAGGACUAGUUGUUACAUGAGUUGGGCUGCAAAAGAAAUUCAAUUAUAAAACCUUAUUAGUUCCAAAUAAGCAUUUGACUAAUAUGUUUUUCCAAAGAUUUUGUUUUGAUCCAUUUUUUCUAACUUUCCAGAAGAUAUCCUAAAUAGUUCAUGACCUUUUUACGGCCCAUUUUAUUUACAAGCAAAUAACAGAAACACCACCAAAGAUCAACAUACACUGAUAGAAUUUGUUCAUAAAAUGUAGAAAAACUUUAAAAUGGUCCAAUUAACAAAUUGUUGAGGAUUUUAAACAAUGCCAAAAUAAGCUUUAAAGAAUCAACUUAAUUACAUUUUUUUUUUCUUAUUGCUAAUCAAUUUCAUAUCUUUAAAAGAUGAGAGAUAGACAGUGCAUCACUGGUAGGUAAAAGGAAACAUGGCACUUGGCAAAUACAGUAUCUAAAUAUAAUGUGUAAAAUAUUUAUAUUGUGAAAAUAAAGUAUCAAUUUGCAAUAUUCAAAAAAAAAAAAAAGAUUUUUAAUUCAUUUUUCAAAUUUUGGUCAUUUGACAAUUCCCAUCUGCUCUCACCUAACAAGGUCAUAUAGUGAUUUCUUUUUCCUGUUGCACCAAUGAGGAACUAUUUCCUUCUAUGUUGCACAUGCAUAUGUAAUUAUUUUAUUUUGGAAGAUUAUUACUUAGCAUCAAACACUAUAAUACCAGUUUAAUUAACUGUUUUAAAGCACUUCAAAUUAGUAGGAAAAAUAAUAAGUCUUGUCAGUAUUGUCAGCUUGUCACUCACAUUGACUAAAAAAUGGCUGAGGAUCAUAGACUCAAUUUGCAUAUACUGUCAAUUAUUAUCUUAAGGACAAUGCAGACAUCUCUUGAAACAUCAUACAGUGCCAAACUGUUUAUCAGCUUAAAGGAUGUGACAUCAAACAGAUCCAUUGUUGAAGGAGAAAACAGAUCUGAAUUUGAAAGGCAUUUGCAGGCCUAUUGGAACAGCACAAUAUAUUAAAAAGUACAGAUUUGAAAAUAAUUCUUGUUUUUGGGGUCAUACAACUUUGAUUAAAAAAAAUCUUUAAAAAAUCUCUAUAAUUGGUUAAGUUAGACUAAUAUGUAUGAACAUUUAAAAUGUUGUUUUCCUGUUCUAUGAUUAGGUUGACAUUUGUGUAGAAUUGCCUAGAGGUUCAAUCUUAUAAUAAUUUUCUAUAAUGAGAAAUACUCAAUUAUAAAAUAAGACUGUCCUCGAGUAUAUAUAUGAAUAACAAUAUAAAAUGUGGAGAAGCAUUUCUUUUCAAUGAUAAACAAAACAUUUGGUGGUGGUGUAGCUACAAAAUUCUUUAUUGACAAUCGGCUAGCAAUAAAAUAGUAUUUGAGAGGUGAGAGCUAAGUUACUUAGUGGGACUUGUAUAUAAGAAGAAAUAUAGUUUUUAUUUUUGCCAAAACUAUUAGCAUUUAGAUAAAUAUGCAUGUAUGAUUUUGAAUAUUAGUUUUUCUAUUUCUUUAUUUAUGUUCUUUGCAAUUUUAGGCAAGACCAACAAUAAAAAAUUCAUAUUUGUCGAUUAAUACUUGUCCCUCAAAAUCAAUAGAAAGCAAAGAUUAACCAACAAAUUUUUGGCAAUAUCAGUAGCAGAAUGACAAGAGAACUCAUUUAGUUUAGGUUAUAUAUGGGAAAUAUGCUUAGAAUUAGGUGUUUGUGAUUACUGGUAUUGGAGGGAACUAGAACAAGACAGCUGAACAUGUGACAUAAAAUGUAACUGGAUUUGUAUUUCAAUAGUUUGGUUGAGUAUUUACAGAAAAAGGCCAUAAUUAACUGCAUUUACAAAACUACAGUAUAUAGCAAUUUACAGCUG